Jatropha curcas is the source of this 1811-nucleotide messenger RNA. The record is from RefSeq and is a predicted model, not a curated record. Lineage: Eukaryota; Viridiplantae; Streptophyta; Magnoliopsida; Malpighiales; Euphorbiaceae.
UACAUGGGCCCUGCAUUGCAACUCUUUUUCAAUUAAAAUAGUGCCGUGUUUAUCAUUCUCGAAGUUGAAAAAUGACACAUCUUCGCCACCGUCUCACAUCCAUCCUCGGCCACCGCUUCUCCUCAUCCUCCGCCGCCAGAAAGAAGGUGCCCAUUCUCUAUGAAAGCCCAGAAAUCAAUGACCAAAAUCGGAAAGACGUCGUGACACUACAGCUCCUUUCGUGGGGAAAAGGUGCUUCUGGCCAGCUUGGUGGCGGCAUCGAAGAAGUACGACUAUACCCAGUUCCAGUGGCCAAUCUUCAGGUAUUACCGUCCUCUUUCAGGCUCUCUCCGACCCCAGGCCAACUUCUUCUCAGAGAUAACAAAAUCAGAGAUAACAAAGAAGUAAUUGAAGUGGGAAUUUCUUGUGGAUUAUUUCACUCUGCAUUGCUUAUAGAUGGUAAUUUCUGGAUUUGGGGAAAAGGGGAUGGGGGACGUUUGGGCUUUGGACACGAGAAUCCUGCGUUUGUUCCUACGCUAAACCCUAAUUUGGAUAGCGUUCGGUCUAUUGCUUUGGGUGGUAUUCAUUCUGUUGCCCUCACUUCCUUCGGCCAGGUCUUUUCAUGGGGUUAUGGUGGUUUUGGUGCACUGGGACAUUGUGUUUAUCACAGAGAGCUGCUUCCUAGAUUAGUUGAAGGCACUUGGAACGGAAAAAUAAAGCAUAUUGCCACUAGUGGCACGCAUAGUGCUGCUGUUACUGAAUCAGGGGAACUUUAUACAUGGGGACGGGAUGAAGGCGAUGGUAGGUUGGGCCUUGGCCCUGGGCGGGGCCCAAAUGAAGGGGGUGGACUUAGCAUCCCUUCCAAAGUCAAAGCAUUGCCUGUUCCUGUUGCUUCUGUUUCCUGUGGUGGUUUCUGUACAAUGGCGUUGACGGAGGAUGGGCAGGUUUGGAAUUGGGGAGCAAAUUCAAACUAUGAGCUUGGAAGAGGUGACAAGGCUGGUGGCUGGAAACCAAAACCGAUUCCUAGUCUUGAAGGGGUUCGUAUCAUUCAGAUAGCAACUGGUGGAUAUCAUUCUCUUGCUUUAACUGAUGAGGGGAAAGUUCUUUCAUGGGGCUUUGGUGGACAUGGCCAGCUGGGCCACCCUUCAAUUCAAAACCAAAAAACACCAGCAGUAAUUGAGGCUUUAGCUGAUCAACAUAUUGUUUAUAUUGCUUGUGGAGGUUCAUCUUCAGCAGCUGUAACUGAAAAAGGGAAGUUGUAUAUGUGGGGAAAUGCCAGAGACUCUCAAUUAGGUGUUCCUGGUCUGCCAGAGGUACAGCCAUGUCCUGUUGAGGUCAGGUUUCUAAUGGAGGAUGAUGGCUUGGGACCCCAUAACGUGCUGUCUGUCGCUGUUGGCGCAUCUCAUGCAAUGUGUUUGGUUUCAAGAUGAAGAUGCUAAAAAUAGAAUCAAUCGUAUGGCUGUAAGAUGCAGACUCUGCAAGGCUACGGAGGAUGAAUCGAAACCAUUGAUGAUCUGAGUCGAGAAUGAUUAGUAAAUGAGAAGUUUUGCAUAGACAUAUUGGAGCUUCUUGUGGUUUUAUCUCCAUAAUGUCAUUUAACGCAACUCUAUUCUUUCUUGUAAGUUUCUAUUGCCUGUGUUUCUUACAGGUAUAAUUUUUUUUCAGCCGAAAGCAGAUUACAUGUUUCUCACCACAGGUGGAGAACUUGAGUUCCUUCCUUUUAUGAAUUGGAAGAGAGAAUUGAUGCAGAAAACUUUAGAAGUGAUGAAAUUUGAUUGUUAAAGUUUCUUUCUACAAAGAUGAAGAAAUGGCUACAAUGUAAAUUGAUAUGA